Messenger RNA from Mycena citricolor, 1482 nucleotides. The record is from the annotation of a GenBank genome assembly. Lineage: Eukaryota; Fungi; Basidiomycota; Agaricomycetes; Agaricales; Mycenaceae.
CUUGGACUAUGAUACAUGAAGUCAUCGCGUGUCUCCACAAUUCGCAUGAAAGUAUCUGAUCUGGCCAGAGAACGACUUGACCACGACCUUUAAUCUGCCCUUCACGCGCUUCCUACGUACCUAACCAACUAACCAACUAACUAACCGUUUUCCGCUCAUGAACCACCCGCUGCUCUUCCCACUCCUGCUGCUGCUGCUCGAAGCGCGGCGAUGCAGCGCGUAUUGGCUCAUGGCUGCGAACAACAUCCUCACCUCGCAGCGCCUCGACCCCGUCGUGUCCCCCGGGCGCGUCUCGACGCACGUGCACUCCGUGGUGGGGGGCAGCAACUUCGGGCUGAACACGUCGACGGCGGCGCUGCGCGCGAGCGCGUGCACGUCGGUGCCGAUCCCGGAGGACAGGUCGGACUACUGGUUUCCCCAUAUGUACUUCCAGUGGUCGAAUGGGAGCUUCACGAGUGUAACGGGGAACGUCGUCAUGUACUAUCUGUUCAACAACACGCCGGGCGCGACGACGGCCUUCCCCGACGACUUCCGGAUGCUCUCUGGCGACCCCACGCUGCGCACGCUGGACCCUUCCUCCUUUGCGCAGCAGGCGGUCACAUUCCUCUGCCUCGACUUCAACGGCAAGUCGAGCCGGUACAACGAGCUCCCGCGCGGGAUCAGCUGUCCGUCGGGGAUCCGCUCGCAAAUCAACUUCCCGAGCUGCUGGAACGGGAAUGAUACAGACUCGCCGGACCACAAAUCACAUGUCGCCUUUCUAAGUACCGGGCCAGACAACGGGACGUGCAGCGAUCCCGGCUUCCCUGUGACGCUCCCGCGCAUCUUCAUGGAGGUGUACUGGAUCUCGCAGGUGUUUGAAGGGCAGCGCAAGCAGGCCAUGACGCCGAGUCAGCCAUUUGUAUUCGCACACGGAGACCCGACGGGCUACGGGUACCACGCCGACUUCUUCAACGGCUGGCAGCCGAAUGUGCUGCAGAACGCGCUGGACCGGUGCAACUGCAACCCGUACGGGGACCCGACGUGCUGCGUCUCUGCGGGGAUCUUCGGGCUGAAGCAGUCUGCGCAGUGCUACAUCACGAACUCGGUGGACGAGCCCACUUUGGGAACGCUCGACACGCUGCCCGGGAAUAACCCGGUUCAAGCCCCGUGCUACCAAAACUACAUCGACCCGACAACGCCCCCGAUUCUGUCCCCCGUGUCCGUGUACACGACAUCCACGACCCCGGGGAUGCCCUCCGGGACGGUGGCCACCGCCGCGCAGACGGCCGACGUGACGCAGACCGCGAACGGGUCGUGCAUCCGGCCCGGCGCCGCGCAGCGGUCGGCGCCUCAUGCCGCGAUCGGGGUGGCGGCAGCGGCGAUUGUGACCAUGUCCCUGGUGGUGGCGGGCUGUUUCUGAGUUGCGGUUAUGCCGAGGACGUGUUCGAUUGUACUUUACACACAUAUCGCAUUAUAAGUCGUCCAAUGGAUACCCAGUUUCUG